This is a messenger RNA of Medicago truncatula (barrel medic), 2926 nucleotides long. Its product is annotated as TSL-kinase interacting protein 1. NCBI's taxonomy places the organism in Eukaryota, Viridiplantae, Streptophyta, Magnoliopsida, Fabales, Fabaceae. Gene Ontology annotation, cellular component: nucleus. The transcript is spliced from 14 exons. Gene Ontology annotation, biological process: pattern specification process. The coding region runs from base 140 to 2536 and encodes 798 amino acids. The record is from RefSeq and is a predicted model, not a curated record. Gene Ontology annotation, molecular function: chromatin binding.
GUUAUUCAUUCAAAAAAAAAAAAAAAAAACACAAGAAAAUCGCAAAUCGCAAACGGCAAGCAGCAGGAACAAACUGAAAUCGCAAAUCGCAAGCAGGAAGAGAAGGAUUUGAAUAGCAAGAGCAUGUGAGGAAGAAAAAAUGGAGGCUGAGGCGGAAAUCUUGAUUGAUUUGAACACUCAACUUCAUUCCGAGACUAUUGUUUCUGUUCAAAAUGAGGACCCUGGUGUUUCAACAUCUCUUGCAAAUGAUGUUAUUAUGCCACAGCAGCCAGCUCCGAAGAAACCAACAAGGCAGUGGGCUGCUUGGACUCGUAACGAGGAGGAAAGCUUCUUCACCGCAUUACGGCAAGUUGGGAAGAAUUUUGAGAAAAUCACUUCCCGUGUACAAAGUAAAAACAAGGAUCAGGUUAGACAUUAUUACUAUCGGCUUGUGAGACGGAUGAACAAACAUCUUGGUCCAGAAUUAUGUCUGGAUGCCAAAAACUCAAAAGAUACCAAUGCUGCAAUGCUUCGUUGGUGGUCUUUAUUGGAGAAGUACAGGUUCAAAGCCUCAAAGCUUCACCUAAAGCCCCGAAGGUUUAAAAUAUUUUUAGAAGCCUUGGAGCACCAACUUUUGAAGGAUCGGAAAAAGAGUGUAAGGAAGCGACCUUUGCAGGGUGGAAAUUGUCAACCUCCUGGUCUUAACACUGUCUCAAAUCAAGCUAGAGCAUCAGGGAAUGAUAGCCGUGCAAUUAAAAUGAUUCUGGUUGAGAGUCAAAAUAUUAUAAAACUUGGACCUUCUAAACCACCAUUGAAGCGCAAUGUGAGCAUGGGUGUUAACCGUAGCAAUGCUAAGGGAGAUUCAAAUAACUCAAAACCUACGAGGCAGCGAAAGAAAUCUGGCGUGAUCACAUCAGCUGCAUAUAAAAAAUGGGAGAAGGCUGCAAUUGCCGGCGUUUCUUUAGUUGCAGAUGCUGCUGAGCAUUUGGAGCGAGCUGCCACCGUUAAUGAGGUUGAACAUGACCAGGAGAAUCCAGGGGAAAAAUGUUCUGAUCCUGCUGAUCAUGUCCUGCCCUCUUUACGCACAUUUCCUCAAAAUCACUCUGUUGAUAAUAAUGUGCAGAAUAUUGUGAAACUUAAACUCCAGUUAUUCCCAAUUGAUGAACCCACUCGAAGAGCCUUGGAAAUGGAAAAGCAUAAUCCAUACUUGGAGCUUACAGUUAGUACACGAAAGAAGAUAUCAUCAAUUUUAGAACAUCUAAACCGUAAAUGGGGCAAUUCAAGCAUAGCAGUUGGAGAGUUGAUGCUUUUUCCUUAUGGUGUUCAAAAGGAAAACUUGAAUAAUUAUCAAAGAUGGAACCAGGAAUCUACUCUUAGCGCAGCUGAUAUAUAUGCAGUGAUAGGAAGUCCACCUAUAUUCCGUUUGAGGUAUGGUUGGUUCUCUUAUACUGAGCAUGGGGUAUUGAAUAUGCAAGCACCUGUAGCAUCCAGCUGCAUGGUUAGACAAUCCAAAAAUGGUGGUGAUAGUAUGAAGGACCGGAUUGUGAGUUCACCAUCACUUCCUAUGCCAUCAACUAAUAAUUACUCCAAGGAGCACUAUGUAGACUGUGGAACAUCCACGAACAUAAACGAUGCUCUUACCUCUACCUCAACUUAUUUGCCUAACACUAGAGAUGGAAGUAUAUACCAUAAUACAAGCACCGAGGAGCCUUGUGGACCUACAGCCCAGAUAUCAUCGCAUGGAAAAGAUGCUACAGAUGGAGCUGUAACUAGACAUUUGGAAGACAUGGAUGGAUUGAAAUCAACCAAUGGAUCAGGCCUGUCAGCUGGUGAGUGGGCUGACACCCUUACCAACAUUAGCGUGGGGGACCUACUUUCAGGAGUGUCCCAGGAUCACAACGAUAACUGCAUUGAUCCUCUUAUUGCUGAGAAUUGUCGCAGUGUUCAUCAAAUCCCUUUUAGUUGCGACUCAUUUGAUGCUGCUAUUGCUGCUCACAUAUCUAAACACCAAGACAAGAUGGGCCAAUCAACUCUGGCAUCUCAUAUGUCAUCUAUCUGGGAUGCUGAAGAAACACGUGAUGCUUUCUCAUUUAAAAAGGAUUCUAUUAUUCGUCAUGAAGAUGGUCCUUGUUUAUCUCUCAUUGCUUCUUUAGAUUCUGAUAAAAAGGUUCCUGAAAGAAGCUUUGAAAAUUUGGAUAAGCUUUCACCUGAAAAAGAGAGCCUUGUGGACGAUAUUGCUCAAACAGACCCUUUGCCUAUGGACGGCUGUGAGUCCGAUGCAGAUAACAAGUAUCAUUCAGCCAAAGAUUUUACCGGGCUAGCAGAUAUGUAUUGGCCUGAUUCUUUGGGACCGCUGGACUUGGAAAUACCAUCUACUAAGUACCACAGCGAUGAUCCAAUUCUAAGUGAUAGCGGACUUAAUCGCUUGAUAGCCAGCAGCCUGGAUGCCUUCCAGAAUUGCUCCUUUUUUGGAAUUGACAAGAAGGAAACACCAUCGACAGUUGAGGCUCAAGAAACUGCCACUCUCUCAAAUUUUAAAAUUGGAAGUGGUAUUUGAGACUCUUUACAUCAUUGUUUCCUGGUAACGUUUUCUGAUUUCGGCAUGUUGUAGUAUGUCGUGAAUAACAUUUUUUCUUUAAACUAACUUGAGGUGCGCAUGCCAAAAAGAGGUUUUAGCCGCUUCAACUCCUGAUGUAUAUGUUCAUCUAUUUGGGUCGCUUCCCUUUUGUACAAAAAAAUUGAGCAUAGAAGGAUCUACACUGUAUCUAUCUCGCGGGGUUCUGUCAGAUUCUGUAUAAAUAUCCCUUUACCAAGUAAACACGUCUUUUCUGGUUUAUCUCUCAUUCUCCCUGAUUAGAACCGAUUUCUGAAGUUAAUGGAACUCGUUCUGGUUUAUCUCUCAUUAUCCCCUUCACCAAGUUAAUGAAAACUAUCACUUAUUUGAUUA